UCUGAACACACAGCUAUUGCCCUGAUGUACAGUAGAUGUGGGAUGUAGAUGUCCAAAAAGAUUUUUGAAGCUGAGAAGUCAUAUGUCUGGAGUACAGGCUGUUGUUACUGAACCAGUGACCAGAGAGGACUUCUUGCAGUAUUACUGCAAUUUAACCCUGGAUCCAAACACUGCAAACAGAAGUCUCCAUAUGUCUGAGGGGAACAGGAAGGUGGAGAGGAGAGUUGGGCCCCCCCAGUUAUAUCCAGAUCAUCCAGAGAGAUUUGAGGAAGAAUGGCAGGUGCUGUGUAGAGAGGGUGUGUCUGGACGCUGCUACUGGGAAGUUGAGUGGAGUGGUGAGGAGUGGGUUAAUAUAGCUGUGGCAUAUAAAACCAUCAGCAGGAGAGGAGAGCAAGAUGACUGCUGGUUUGGAAACAAUAAUCAGUCUAGGCGAUUUAGUGCUAGCACUGUUGAGACCUUUGUCUCCCACAAUAAUAAACAAACUGACCUCCCUCUAGUGGCCAGCUCCAGAGUAGGAGUGUAUGUGGACCACAUGUACGGAGCCAAGGGCGGACUUCUGGGCCUUCUACAGCAUCUCUGA
Messenger RNA from Engraulis encrasicolus (European anchovy), 580 nucleotides. RefSeq names its product stonustoxin subunit beta-like. The coding region runs from base 83 to 580 and encodes 165 amino acids. Lineage: Eukaryota; Metazoa; Chordata; Actinopteri; Clupeiformes; Engraulidae. The record is from RefSeq and is a predicted model, not a curated record. Gene Ontology annotation, molecular function: protein binding. The transcript has 3 exons.